Messenger RNA from Chironomus riparius, 2919 nucleotides. Lineage: Eukaryota; Metazoa; Arthropoda; Insecta; Diptera; Chironomidae. The record is from the annotation of a GenBank genome assembly.
UUCACAGAAGUUUGUCUAGUUGCUCAAAAUCAGCUGUUAGUCUUCAACACACGAAAAAAUGGACAAUUUAGAAGAACAGAAAAAACUGGCUAAUAUAAUUAAAGGAAUUCAUCAAGACUUAAGGAAGUCAAGUAAGCAAGUUGGUGCAGAUGAAGCAUGGUCAAAUCAUUUGAAAAAUAAGGAGAAAUUAGACCUUUAUGCUAAAACUAUGAAGGAAUUAAGUGAAACUCACUGGAAGCAGAAAAAUACAGACGAUUUAAAUGACAGAAUUAAAUGGAUUAUUAGCUAUAGUGAGUUUUACUUCCAAAAGACUGAGCUUGAAAGUUUUCGACAAAAGGAUUUUAAUGUCAUUGAGAAGUUAAGGCAAGAGAAUCAGGUUGACAUUCAUCACUAUCCACAACAUAUUGAAAAUCUUGAGAAACUCAAUGUGUUGGAUGUUGGUUCCAAUGGAAAUUUCUUCAAAAUUCAUGAAAGAUUCCAUUUGACGCCAAUAGACAUAGCUCCAUCAUCCAGCGACUGUUUUUACUGUGAUUUUUAUUCAGUUCCAAUAACUAAUGAUUUAAUACAAGAAAAUCACAGAAUAACAAGCCUUCCAGAGAAUCACUAUGACAUUGUCAUGUUCUGUCUAUUACUUGAGUACCUUCCAACAUCAGAAAUGAGAAUCAAGUGCUGUGAAAAUGCUUAUAAAGUAUUAAAAACAGAAGGAAUCUUGAUCAUCAUCACUCCAGACUCAAGCAGUCAACAUCGAAAUGCAGCACAAAUAAAGAACUGGAAGUGGACAUUAGCUAUGCUUGGUUUUAGAAGAAUUAAAGUUGAGAAGCUUAAAAAUCUCACAUGUAUGGUGUUCAGAAAAUCAUUAUCGAAAGACAUCUCCGUAAGAUGGGCUGAAAAAUACAAGGAACCGUAUAUGGAUUUUAAAUUGGAAAUUCCUCAAGAUAGAAGAGUCGAAACUGAAGAGACACAAGAAGAAAGUAACAGCAUACAGUACACAUAUGAGCCAGAAAUGAUGAAUGAACUACCAGACAAUUUUGAUUGAAUUUAACGGAAAUUUUAAAUUUAAAUUAAUAACGAUAGAUACAAAUUUGAAUGUGCUAAAGUUCAAAAAUUGAACUUGAUAAUUUUGGCGGUAAUUUUUUGGUAUAAAAGCUGAAUUUUUUGCGGAAUAAUUCAGUCGAGCUUCAAAUCCCGAACAGUAAAGAAAUGCGAGUAUAAAUUACUAAUAGCAUUUUUGUUCGAGUUUUGAAGCUCGACUCAAUUUUUGAGUGGAUUUGACUCAAACCGGGUUAACUUCGAACUCUGUUCUACAGAAUAAUAAAAUUAUUGCAAGAUUUAUGCUGAGGAUUUGUUUGUUUUGAAAUAAUAUGUACACAUUGAUAGUUCAGAAAGUGUAGAAGUCUACAUCACGCACAGACAUACAAACCUACAUAUUUACAUUAUUAUUUUUUUGUUUCGUCUGCGAGCAUUAAUAUAUAGUUUAUAAGAAAUUUAAUUUUUAAAUGAAAUAAAGGCUCGAAAAUGAGGAAAUAUCAGCAACUUCUGCUAGUUCUAAUCUCAAUAAUCUCAAUUAGCAUAUUAAUAGUGUAUAAGAGUGAAAAUGAACGAUUAAAUCAUGUAUUAAAUGUCAUAAAUUUCUUCGGUCAAAAAGAUGCAAUUAAUUUAGUGAAAAUUGAAAAUUAUUCAAACUUUUCAUAUCGAUUUGAUUAUCCAUUGCCGAACUGGGUUAAUUUGAAUAAUGAUUUUCAUGGAUAUUCAGCAUUUUGGAGAAAGAAUGACUUAAUUAAAGGUGGGGAGGUCAUAUUAAUUGGUGUCGGGAGUAUUUUAUCUCCUGUAUUAUUUCAGUGCAAAGUCCACUACAGUGAUGAUACAAUAAAGCCUGGAAAGUUUGGAUUUAUGAGGAUUGAAGAAACUGACAUGUCUGAAAAUAAUAUUGAGCAGGAAAAUGAGAAAUAUGUGAUUUAUAAGUUCCUAUGUAAGACACAGGCUGACCACAGCAGUGAACCGAAAAACUUGAUUCUUCUUAAUACUCAGACAAAAACUGAACAUUAUGUACCAAUUAGACAUUUGACAAUUAAGCAGAAACCGAAUAUUGAUAAAUCACUUCUCACCAUCUGUCUAGAUCUGAAUAGCUAUAAUAAAUCCUUUCCUGAUGAAUUCAAUAAUGAUACGAAUGUGAUUCAGUUCUUUUUACAUCAUGAAUUAAUUGGUAUUCGAAACUUUAUCGUUUAUAAUUCGUAUAUUAAUCAAAUGCAUCAACAUGCUAUCGACCUCCUUACUAAUAAAUAUGGUGUACGAUUGAAUGUCUUGCCAUACAACUUCCCAUUUGCCUUAAACAGUAAAAUUAAAAAUCUUUUAAUUAUUGAAGCUGACUGUAAGCUUCGAAGUUCUGGAUUGAGUAAAUAUGUCAUGGUUUCGUCACUUAAUGAUUACAUAUAUCCAUCAGAAAAAAUAUCCUCAAUGCAGUCACAGCUUGUUAAGUUUAUGUCAAGAAGUUCCAAUGAAAUAAAUCGUUUUGGAUUAAGCUCAAAAGCUGUUUGUACGGACGCACAUAGAAAGAUAUUAUCAGAUAAUGAAAAGUACAGCGUGGAUGUAAAGUCCAAAACGUUUUAUAUUGAAAAGAAUGAAUAUCCUUAUAAUAAUAAGGAAGUGAAUGAUAAUAAUAAGAAAAAUAUUGAAAUUGACACGGAUGUUGCUAUUGUUCAUAGAUAUGUCAAGUGUCCAAAAAAAGAUGAUCUUUAUAGCUGGAGGACGACAUUGAAGCAACAGCAUGUAGAAUAUAUCAAUUUCAUAUCGAAGGAACUUAAUAAGCUUAUGUUCUCGAAUAAAAAAUAGAUUUUUAUCAAGUGAUUUCGUUUCCUAAUGCUCAAAUUUUUAAACACCUUCUUCUUAGUUUAGAAUUUUUUUGAAAUAAUUAUAUAUGCC